AGGACGAAGGGGGCAGUGCCAACUGCCAAACCAAAGGCUUCGUUGGCAGCCAUCUGCCAUCGACUGUCGUUCUUCUCUAGUCGCCGUCUAGACUACUCUUGUUUUUCGUUGUUGUUAUUAUUUUUUGUAACUAUUAUUAGCGACGCUUUAUCUCUCUCUCUCUCUGUCAUACUUCAGUAGUUAAGUGCUGCUUUGCAAUUGCAACUAAAUGGAACAGAAAACGUUGGAAGCGCCCCAAGUUUCCAUAAAACCAGAAGUGGAUACCGUAGAGAGCUCCAAGACGCUUCUUCAGCCUCCCAAAGUCGUCGUUUUAGCCGACCUUAACGUCGACCCUCCUGAAACCGACGAUCAUGAUUCUCUCCUCCUCCCUGCCCCCGACCUUACCAGGUUGACUAAUGAUGAAAGCAGCCAUGAGAAAAGUACCUUCAUUUCCAAAGAGAGUGAUGCUGUAGAAGGAGAAGCUAAAAAGUUAACCAAGUCGGGGAAAUGCCGUUCAAGAAUUAGUAAGGCGGACUCUUCUCUGGAUUGUGGAGCUGAUGCAGAUGGGGAUCAGCCUAGUCAAGGGACUCCUUCAUCUCGCGAGGAAAAAGUCAGCAGCCUCAAGACUGGUUUGGUACAUGUUGCAAGGAAGAUGCCCAAAAAUGCUCAUGCUCAUUUUGUACUUGGUCUAAUGUAUCAAAGGCUGGGUCAACCUCAAAAGGCAAUUUUGGCAUAUGAGAAGGCGGCAGAGAUAUUGGUCCGUUGUGAGGUGGAGAUUGCACGGCCAGAGUUGCUUUCGUUAGUUCAAAUUCACCAUGCACAGUGUCUACUCCUAGAGAAUUCAGGGGAUAAUGGUUUGGAUAAAGAGCUUGAAAAUGAUGAGCUCGAGGAGAUCCUUUCCAAAUUGAAGGAGUCAAUGCAAUCAGAUGUUAGACAAGCAGGUGUAUGGAAUACCCUGGGAUUGAUACUUCUCAAAACUGGUCGUCUGCAGAGUGCUAUUGCAGUUUUAUCAUCUUUAUUGGCUCUUGCCCCUGACGACUAUGAUUGCCUGGGAAACCUUGGGAUCGCUUACCUCCAAAGUGGAAACUUGGAGCUGUCAGCUAGAUAUUUUCAGGAUUUGAUCAUUAAAGAUCAAAACCAUCCAGCUGCUUUAAUGAACUAUGCUGCAAUUCUUCUUUGUAAAUAUGGUUCAGUUGUUGCAGGUGCUGGGGCAAAUGCCAGCGAAGUAGCUUCUGGGGAUCAGGUUGCAUCUGUCAAUGUUGCGAAGGAGUGUUUGUUAGCUGCUCUAAAAUCAGAUCCGAAAGCAGCACAUACAUGGGCAAACCUAGCUAAUGCAUAUUAUUUGAUUGGUGACUACCGAAGUUCCAGCAAGUGUUUGGAGAAGGCUGCAAAAUUGGAACCAAAUUGCAUGUCUACUCGAUAUGCUGUUGCAGUCCAUCGAAUCAAGGAUGCCGAAAGGUCUCAAGAUCCUAGUGAACAGCUUUCUUGGGCAGGCAAUGAAAUGGCUUCAGUACUAAGAGAAGGAGAUUCUGUACCAAUUGAUCCUCCCAUUGCAUGGGCGGGACUUUCCAUGGUUCACAAGACCCAACAUGAGAUUGUGGCAGCCUUUGAGACAGAACAGAAUGAGUUAGUGGAGGUUGAAGAGCGUGCUAUCUUCAGUUUAAAGCAGGCAGCAGGUGAAGACCCAGAUGAUGCUGUGCAGUGGAACCAGCUAGGCCUACAUAGUCUCUGUUCCCAAAAUUUUAAAACGGCACAGAAGUACCUCAAGGCUGCAGUGGUUCGAUUCAAAGAAUGCAGCUAUGCUUGGUCAAACCUAGGUAUCUCAAUCCAAUUAUCGGAGGAGGCAUCACAAGCUGAAUCUGUAUACAAGCGGGCCCUUUCGUUGGCAACAGUGGAACAAGCACAUGCAAUAUUUUCCAACCUUGGAAAUCUCUAUCGACAGCAAAAGCAAUAUGAACGUGCCAAGGCAAUGUUUACAAAGUCACUUGAACUCCAGCCUGGCUAUGCUCCUGCAUUUAAUAAUCUUGGUCUUGUAUUUGUGGCUGAGGGUCAGUGGGAGGAAGCAAAAUUCUGCUUUGAUAAAGCUCUUCAAUCAGAUCCAUUGCUUGAUGCAGCCAAGUCCAACAUGAUUAAAACCGUGGCCUUGUCUAGAUUGUGUGCAGGCUUGUCCUCAUUUUUCAUUCAAGAUUAACAUGCGCUCAAGUGAAGUAGGUAGUUAACUUUUCUUAAAUAGGUUCUUAGAGCUGUACAUGACGCAUUAACAUUAUCGAGGAAAUGCGGAGGUGUCUUUACACGCAAUUUCUUUAAUUGCCUUACAAAGCAAGAAUGCUGUUUUCUUUGAUGCAGUAUACCAUAACUUUGGUUGAGGUACUAGGCUGUUUUAAGAUGUAUUCUGAUUAGAGGGCUGAUUUAGUUUAAGUGAAUAGAUUCUUCCAAUAUUUGUUACCCUCUUCUAAACCACCCCUUUUGGUAGUCCCAAUCAAGGUUGUAGACUUUGAUCUUUGAGUUCCGAUUAAAUGCAUCCGUUAAUCGAAUCAGUUUUGUA
This is a messenger RNA of Theobroma cacao (cacao), 2524 nucleotides long. RefSeq names its product tetratricopeptide repeat (TPR)-containing protein. NCBI's taxonomy places the organism in Eukaryota, Viridiplantae, Streptophyta, Magnoliopsida, Malvales, Malvaceae. Gene Ontology annotation, molecular function: protein binding. The record is from RefSeq and is a predicted model, not a curated record.